AUGCGCCGUACGUCUGUCUCGCUGCCGACGGACAAGAUCGCUUUCGACCCGCACGAGAAACCCGCCCGGUACGGCUCGCACGCUCCCAAAUCCACCAAGCUGGAGCGCUUUACCGCCUGGAUGUCGCAGGCCAAGCAGACGCGCUGGAUCAAGGCUGCUGCCGUCCUGUCGGCCGUCUUUUUCCUCUUCUACUACUUCUCCCCACAGGGCGUUGAUCUAUACCGUGGAGCAUCUUCGCCUAGCGAUGGACAGGUUCCUUCAGACAGCACUUACGGCACCAGCCGGUGUACGCGCUCGAGCUCCCACGAGAAGCCCAUCGUGCAGUAUGUCAUGAUGAUCGAUGCCGGCAGCACGGGUUCCCGUAUCCACAUCUACAAGUUCAACAACUGCGGUGCCACCCCGGAGCUCGAAAGCGAGGUCUUCAAGCAGACCAAGAAGAUUGAUGGCCAGAGCAGUGGUCUCAGUGCCUACCCCGAUGACCCAGAGGGUGCUGCCCACAGUCUGGACUCGCUGAUGGAGGAGGCCCUGAGUGUAGUGCCCGACAAGCUCAAGGCCUGCAGCCCCAUUGCUGUCAAGGCCACGGCUGGCCUUCGUCUGCUUGGUCCUGAGAAGAGCCAGCGCAUCCUCGACGCCGUACGGAAGCACCUCGAGCAGGACUACCCUUUCCCGGUCCUGGCGGCCGAAGAGGGUGGCGUGGCCAUCAUGGACGGCUCAGACGAGGGCGUGUACGCCUGGAUCACGACGAACUACCUGCUGGGCAACAUCGGCAUGCCGGAGCAUGAAGAGACGGCGGCCGUCUUUGACCUCGGCGGCGGCUCUACCCAGAUCGUGUUCGAGCCGAACUACAAGGGCCUCACCCAGGGUGGCAUUCCCACCACGAUGGCCGAGGGAGACCACAAGUACGACCUAGACUUUGGUGGCCGCCACUUCACCCUCUACCAGCACUCCCACCUGGGCUACGGCUUGAUGAGCGCUCGGGAGGCCAUUCUCAAGGAGCUUGUGGACGACCUGCUGGCGGCCAACAAGGACGCCACGACUACCGCUUGGGCUAAGGCCCCUGUGGUGAACCCGUGCUUCGCCGUGGGCAUGCAAAAGACGGUCAAGGUGAAACUGGGCGACGACCACCCGCUGGGCGCCCAGGCCGAGUUCAACAUGACGGGUCCUACCAAGGCAGCACCGGCGCAGUGCCGCAACCUGGCAGAGCGGAUUUUGCGCAAGGAGGCCGAGUGCAAGCUGGCACCCUGCUCGUUUAACGGCGUGCACCAGCCAUCAAUUGCCAAGACGUUUUCCAAGGAGGCCGUGUACUUCCUGUCGUACUUCUUCGACCGCACGCAGCCGCUUGGAAUGCCGGAGUCGUUUACGCUGCGGGAGAUGCACGAGCUGGCAAACACCGUGUGCAGUGGGCCGGCUGCCUGGGACGUGUUCUCGGCCGUCCCGGGCGCGCUGGAGGAGCUGGACGGCCGUCCGGAACACUGCAUGGAUCUCAACUUCAUGCUGGCCCUGGUGCACACUGGUUACGAGAUGCCGAUUGAUCGUGAGGUGCGCAUUGCCAAGAAGAUUAAGGACAACGAGCUCGGUUGGUGCCUGGGUGCAAGCCUGCCGCUGCUGUCCAAGGGAUCGGGCUGGGCCUGCAAGGUCACCGAGGUUCACCGCUGA
This is a messenger RNA of Grosmannia clavigera kw1407, 1656 nucleotides long. RefSeq names its product nucleoside diphosphatase gda1. Gene Ontology annotation, cellular component: membrane; Golgi apparatus. The record is from RefSeq and is a predicted model, not a curated record. The coding region runs from base 1 to 1656 and encodes 551 amino acids. Gene Ontology annotation, molecular function: GDP phosphatase activity; UDP phosphatase activity. The transcript has 3 exons. Gene Ontology annotation, biological process: nucleoside diphosphate catabolic process; protein N-linked glycosylation. NCBI's taxonomy places the organism in Eukaryota, Fungi, Ascomycota, Sordariomycetes, Ophiostomatales, Ophiostomataceae.